AUGGACGAUAGCAGCAAGAUCAAACCUUACAUUGCCCACUUGAACUCUCAGCUAGCCAAUUUGGGCCCUGAAAUCAACAAGUUUACCCACAAAUCGCUAGAUGAACAGCUUCUGCUCCUGAACGAUGAGAGAUCAAAACUGGACCUCUCGAACCGGUAUGCGUAUGUGCUUUCAUCGCUCAUUUUUGCGUACAUGAAGCUGCACAAUGUCAAAGACCUGACCCCAAUAAAACAAGAACUGGCCCGGGUCAAGCGGUAUAUGGACCUUGCUCGCCAGUUGGACAAGAAUGACGAAAAGCAAGAGAAACUAGAAAAGGAGAGCCAGGAACAGGCCAAGCAGAUCAUAAAUUCCGCUCUUGGCGGUAGGGCAAGCAGUCCCGCGAUCAGCAAAGUAAAUUUCCAGGGAAAGCACACCAAGUUUUCUGAAGAGCCUCAAACGGGUUCUGCAAGCGAGAAAGUGAUACCGAAAAAGCCUCACAGCACGGGCAAAGUCUCAAAACGAGAAAAGCGCUAA
This is a messenger RNA of Lachancea meyersii CBS 8951, 513 nucleotides long. The record is from the annotation of a GenBank genome assembly. NCBI's taxonomy places the organism in Eukaryota, Fungi, Ascomycota, Saccharomycetes, Saccharomycetales, Saccharomycetaceae.